Molecule: messenger RNA, 1184 nt
Organism: Monascus purpureus
Lineage: Eukaryota; Fungi; Ascomycota; Eurotiomycetes; Eurotiales; Aspergillaceae
Source: the annotation of a GenBank genome assembly
UUCUCCGUGCAUCAGCCACCGUCGCGCUUCAACCUCUCCGUUCAUGCAUCUUAAGCUUGCGCUGUUGCUCUACUCUACUCAUCUUUGCGGGCUGCACGGGCUGCAUGAUAGUCGGUAGACUUGCAUAUUCCUUACCUCUGACGACAGUUUAUAUUGUCCAACAUACCAUGGCAGACGUUCGAUCGUUGCUGCGAAACGAGCUUGCUUCCCGCAAAGGUUCAUCUUCGGCAGGGACGCGUUACACCAAGAAGCGCAAAGUAGACAAUGAUGAUGACUUGAUGCGCAAAAGACAGAGACCCACUGCUGUAAAGGCAGAACGAUCAGCUAUAAAACCUCCAAGUGCCCAAAUUAUAACCGAACAAGAGGAAGACUUGGAGGUCUCCGAGAAAGCAGUCACGGGUCCAGAACCCCCGUCCGAACCAGAAGAGGGUGCACAGAGAACAACUGAAGAUGAGGCGGGGUCUCCAACCGUAUCAACAGCGCCGGUAGAAGCGUCACAACCUCAAACCAUAGAUGAAGACGAAUGGGCGGCCUUUGAACGUGAAGUGGCGGCACCGACUCGUGUUCCGCACGCACCUGCUGCCGUUGCUGCGCCGGCUACAAUAUCUGCCGCACCUAUUUCUGCAGAAGAGCUUGCAGCACAACAACAAGGUGCAAAUGAAUCGGCGGCACGGUCUCGUGAAACUGAGGCUGAGGGUGAACGUGAAGAUGCUGCCCGUUUUCUAGAAGACGAGUUCGAUGAGAUGGAUCAGCUGGAAAAACGAGUACGACGAUUAAAAGAAAAACGUGAAGAGCUGAGGAAGAGGCGGGCGACAGAGAAUCCAGAGGCACAUGACCGGGAGGAUAAACCUGAGCCACCACCUACUGCGGAGAAGACCGAGCAACCUGCACCGGCCGAGGAUGAGGAGAGUGAAGAUGAUGAUCAGGAUGAUGACUGGGACGAUUGGAGAUUCAGGUAACAGGGCUACCUGAGAGAGUAUUUUGAGGAGAAAUAAAAGUUGGGCGUUUCCUAUGAGUUUCGGGCGGCGAUUCCCGUUCUGUUGAUACCCUGAUAAAUUGAAUAACGAGAGAUGCAUGAUAUUGCUGUUGGUUUUGUCUCCACACACUCGCUGUACAGUACAAUCUUAUGGACAACUUAUUUCAAUGAAUUACAGACCAGAGUUAAUACACAGUUUAUGCAAAUC